UCGUCGUACCUCCAUUUUGUUCUUCGCUCCUCUUCUCACGCCGAGCCCGAUACUUGCGCACCCGUCGAGCGGCAGCCCGCGAAUGGAGAUCGCCGGUUUGAGCUGCGAGCCCCACAACUGGGCCGCACCCUCUCGCAGUCACUACCACCCUCCCUCCUAUAAGUACACGCCUGCCAUCGCUUUCUACCUUCGUCGCCUUUGAACGCCUCACGAAGAGAGCCGCUCGUCUGCAUCUAUGCAGGCGAGAAAGAGAGGGAGAGAAAACUCGAGAGCAUCCAUAUCUUUCGUGCUCUCCUCCCCCUUCCUCGUCUUAUAGACGCUCGAAGCUCUCUUCUUCCUCCUCCUCAGCAAGCAGUGCAGCGCUGAAGGAAGAAAACAAUAACGUAAGAUGGCGACCGACGGCUACGGAUCCAUCUCCCUGGAGGAGAUCAGGAACGAGACCGUGGAUUUGGAGAGUAUCCCGGUGGAGGAGGUAUUUACGCAACUAAAAUGUAGUCAGGAGGGGCUCACCACCGCCGAAGGGGAGCAGCGACUCCACAUCUUUGGCCUCAACAAGCUCGAGGAGAAGAAGGAGAGCAAGUUCCUCAAGUUCUUGGGCUUCAUGUGGAACCCCCUUUCUUGGGUCAUGGAGAUCGCCGCCAUCAUGGCCAUCGUGUUGGAUAACGGAGGGGUAAGUUCCAUUCUGCUGUCUCCUCUUCCAUCGUCUGUAGCAUCGGAGCAUCUGACGAUGCAUGGCUGCAUUUCGCAGGGUGAGCCACCAGAUUGGCAGGAUUUCAUUGGCAUCGUCGUCCUCCUGAUCAUCAACUCCACCAUCAGCUUCAUCGAGGAGAACAACGCUGGAAAUGCCGCGGCAGCUCUCAUGGCCGGCCUCGCUCCCAAGACCAAGGUGUUGAGGGAUGGGAAGUGGUCGGAGCAGGAAGCGGCGAUCCUCGUCCCUGGUGAUAUCAUCAGCAUCAAGCUCGGUGACAUCAUCCCGGCUGAUGCCCGACUCUUGGAGGGCGAUCCGCUCAAGAUCGACCAGUCCGCCCUCACCGGCGAGUCCCUCCCUGUGACCAAGAUGCCCGGCAAUGAGGUCUUCUCGGGCUCCACCUGCAAGCAAGGAGAGAUCGAGGCCAUCGUCAUCGCUACCGGAGUGCACACCUUCUUCGGCAAGGCUGCCCACCUCGUCGACAGCACCAACAACGUGGGUCACUUCCAGAAGGUGCUGACGGCCAUCGGGAACUUCUGCAUCUGCUCGAUCGCAAUGGGGAUGAUCAUCGAGAUCAUCGUCAUGUACCCGGUCCAGCACCGGCGGUACCGGGACGGCAUCGACAACCUCCUGGUGCUGCUUAUCGGUGGAAUUCCCAUCGCCAUGCCCACCGUGCUAUCGGUCACCAUGGCCAUCGGAUCCCACCGGUUGUCGGAGCAGGGAGCGAUCACCAAGAGGAUGACCGCCAUUGAGGAGAUGGCCGGCAUGGAUGUGCUGUGCAGCGACAAGACCGGAACUCUCACCCUCAACAAGCUCAGUGUUGACAGGAACUUGAUCGAGGUGUUUGUAAACGGCUUGGAUAGGGACACAGUGGUCCUGUACGCUGCGAGGGCUUCUAGGGUCGAGAACCAGGACGCGAUCGAUGCUUCCAUUGUCGGAAUGCUGGCUGAACCUAAGGAGGCACGCGCAGGGAUCGAGGAGGUCCAUUUCUUGCCGUUCAAUCCGGUUGACAAGCGCACUGCAAUUACCUACAUCGACUCUGACGGCAAGUGGCACCGGUCGAGCAAGGGUGCGCCUGAGCAGAUCAUUGACCUCUGCAACCUGAAGGAUGAUACUAAGAAGAAGGUCCAUGCCAUGAUCGAUAAGUUCGCCGAGCGCGGCCUUCGCGCUCUGGGUGUGGCGAGGCAAGAGGUUCCUGAGGCGACCAAGGCGAGCGCCGGCGAUCCAUGGCAGUUCAUGGGUCUCUUGCCCCUCUUCGACCCCCCGAGGCACGACAGUGCGGAGACCAUCCGCCAAGCCCUCCACCUUGGUGUCAAUGUCAAGAUGAUCACCGGCGACCAGCUCGCCAUCGCCAAGGAAACAGGGCGACGGCUUGGCAUGGGAACCAACAUGUAUCCGUCCUCCACGCUUCUUGGCGAAAAGACCGACGACGUCACCGGCCUCCCCAUCGAUGACCUAAUUGAGAAGGCUGACGGCUUUGCUGGAGUCUUCCCCGAGCACAAGUAUGAGAUCGUGAGGAGGUUGCAGGAGAGGAAGCACAUCUGUGGCAUGACAGGAGACGGGGUGAAUGACGCACCAGCUCUGAAGAAGGCCGACAUCGGCAUCGCGGUGGCGGACGCGACGGACGCUGCCCGUAGUGCCUCGGACAUCGUCUUGACAGAGCCAGGGCUCAGCGUCAUCGUGAGCGCGGUGCUGACGAGCCGUGCCAUCUUCCAGCGCAUGAAGAACUACACCAUCUACGCCGUGUCCAUCACCAUCCGCAUCGUGCUCGGCUUCAUGCUCAUCGCCCUCAUCUGGCAAUUCGACUUCUCCCCCUUCAUGAUCCUCGUCAUAGCCAUCCUCAACGACGGCACCAUCAUGACCAUCUCCAAGGACAGGGUCAAGCCUUCCCCCUUGCCUGAUUCAUGGAAGCUCCGGGAGAUCUUCGCCACUGGAAUCGUCCUCGGUGCCUACCUCGCCAUAAUUACCGUCGUCUUCUUCUGGCUCGUUCAUGACACCGACUUCUUCCCUGAGAAAUUUGGAGUGAAGUCGAUCAGGGACAACAACAACGAGCUGACGGCAGCUCUCUACCUCCAAGUGAGUAUCAUCAGUCAGGCGCUCAUCUUCGUCACCAGGUCGAGGAGCUGGUCCUUCGUCGAACGCCCUGGUUUGCUGCUGGUCACCGCCUUCCUCGCUGCGCAGCUGGUGGCCACCGUCAUCGCCGUGUACGCGUCGUGGGGCUUCGCUAGGAUCGAAGGAAUCGGAUGGGGAUGGGCAGCGAUCAUCUGGAUCUUCAGCUUGGUCACCUACUUCCCUCUCGACGUCCUCAAGUUCAUUAUCCGCUAUGCUCUGAGCGGCAGGGCCUGGGACAACCUUCUCCAGAACAAGACGGCAUUCACCACGAAGAAGGAUUACGGGAGGGAAGAGAGGGAGGCGCAGUGGGCUCUGGCUCAGCGCACCCUCCAUGGCCUGCAGGUCCCGGACACCUCAGCCCUCUUCAACGACAAUAACAGCUACAGGGAGUUGUCUGAGAUCGCUGAUCAGGCGAUGAGGCGCGCCGAGGUUGCCCGGCUGAGGGAACUAAACACGCUGAAAGGGCACGUCGAGUCCGUGGUGAAGCUAAAGGGACUGGACAUUGACACAAUUCAGCAGCACUACACUGUGUGAAGCAAAAGACAAGGGGAAUAUGAAUAUGCCGCCAUCGGGGUAUAGAAUUCUUGUGGUGUUCUUACUAGGAGGAGGAAUGACUGCAUUUAUGUGAUGGUUUUUUUGAAUUAUCUCAAGAAGAAGUUUUGCCCAAUAUUCUCGGUUGAAACACCUGCAUCUCAGUUUCUACUUGUUCAUCUUGCACAGUAUCUUUCUUUGAUUCACGUUCCUGCCAUUUAAACAUCAAACA
This is a messenger RNA of Musa acuminata subsp. malaccensis (wild Malaysian banana), 3563 nucleotides long. NCBI's taxonomy places the organism in Eukaryota, Viridiplantae, Streptophyta, Magnoliopsida, Zingiberales, Musaceae. The record is from RefSeq and is a predicted model, not a curated record.